AUGGGCUUGAAGAAGAAUGAGAACGAUGGCCCUAUCUGCACCUUCGUCAAGGGAGGACUAACAGGCUUCAUUGAGGCGAUCAUCUGCUACCCUACAGAGUUCGUCAAGACACAGCUCCAGUUGCAAUCCAAGACGAACCCCGAGUACACGGGCAUGUUGGACUGCGCGAAGAAGACGGUGGGCAAGCACGGACCUAUGGGCCUGUACGCCGGCGCGCUUCCCUUGAUCCUCGGCUCCUCUGGCAAGCAGGCGGCGCGCUGGACAGGCUACGAAACCAUGGCCAACGCCCUCAAGGACGAUCAGGGCAAGCUGACCAUCCCAAAGCGCAUGCUCGCUGGGGCCUGCGGCGGCAUCUCUGAGGCCAUCUUUGCUGUCACGCCGAUCGAGACUUUGAAGACACGGGUGACAGACGACAUGCGCCGAGGUACCGGGAACUACACGGGGUCCUUCGAUGCCCUGACGAAGAUUCUGAAGUCCGAAGGCGGCCGGGUCUUCGCAUGUUGGGGGCAUGCAGGGACUGGAAACCUUGUGGCCUUCCUCGAUAUGUUCACGGAGACGGAGCCCAGCGAGGCCGAUGUUGAGAAUGACGCCAGCCUUGGCCAGAUCUUCUCUUCGCCGACCUCGGAAGAGGUGUUUCUCCCUCCCAGCCUCUGCCCCACGUCGCCGCCCCCCUCGAUGUUCCUCUCGACGAAGGAUGCUUGCUAUCAGGCGCCACAGCUCGAACUUUCCGACUGGUCCACAGCUCUGUUCGUGGUCGCGACAAGCCGCGUGCACGACGGAUGCCUUGAGCCACUGAUGGAGCUUGAAGAGCAGUUCUACAACCAACUGCAGGAGAAGGAGACACGGGGAAACGUGUUCUAUCGGUGGCACUUUUCGUCUGACCUCCAAACUCAGAAGGUGACUGAGCUCUACAGAGACUUCGAAGGCUUUGCAACACAUAUGCAAGCCUGCCACGACCUGUUCGUCGCCGCGGAGAGCCUGCGCACGUGCCUGUCAGUGGAAGUCUUCGGCAACAGUGACACCCUUCAACGCAUGGAGAGAUGGGGGCUGCCCAUUCGCAAGUACUGCGCUCGCGAUGUCUGCGUGAGUCGGAUGUUCCAGGAGGAGGGCACUCCAGUGGGAGAGCUCAAGACCACCGUGGAGGAGCUGAAUCGAACCUUCCCUUGCAAGCAAGGCGGCCGGGUCUUCGCAUGUUGGGGGCAUGCAGGGACUGGAAACCUUGUGGCCUUCCUCGAUAUGUUCACGGAGACGGAGCCCAGCGAGGCCGAUGUUGAGAAUGACGCCAGCCUUGGCCAGAUCUUCUCUUCGCCGACCUCGGAAGAGGUGUUUCUCCCUCCCAGCCUCUGCCCCACGUCGCCGCCCCCCUCGAUGUUCCUCUCGACGAAGGAUGCUUGCUAUCAGGCGCCACAGCUCGAACUUUCCGACUGGUCCACAGCUCUGUUCGUGGUCGCGACAAGCCGCGUGCACGAUGGAUGCCUUGAGCCACUGAUGGAGCUUGAAGAGCAGUUCUACAACCAACUGCAGGAGAAGGAGACACGGGGAAACGUGUUCUAUCGGUGGCACUUUUCCUCUGACCUCCAAACUCAGAAGGUAACUGAGCUCUACAGAGACUUCGAAGGCUUUGCAACACAUAUGCAAGCCUGCCACGACCUGUUCGUCGCCGCGGAGAGCCUGCGCACGUGCCUGUCAGUGGAAGUCUUCGGCAACAGUGACACCCUUCAACGCAUGGAGAGAUGGGGGCUGCCCAUUCGCAAGUACUGCGCUCGCGAUGUCUGCGUGAGUCGGAUGUAG
This is a messenger RNA of Symbiodinium natans, 1791 nucleotides long. Lineage: Eukaryota; Dinophyceae; Suessiales; Symbiodiniaceae. The record is from the annotation of a GenBank genome assembly.